AUGUUGCGAGUGGGGUCUUGGUUGUACGGCAAGAAGCCCGCCAAUGCCUCGACACAAUCGCUGGACUCGCUGGCCGAGUUGAAAGACUCGGCGACUUUUAUCCUCAACGACGAUGUCGAUAGUGCCGAAGCUGGCUUGGCCAAGGGUACCUCGUCUUUCCAUAAUCUGGGGAAAGGAAUGGUGGCUUUCGUUCGAGCGACCCUGGGCUUUGAACAAGAGAUUAUGCGGCAAGCGUCCGAACGAUUGAGCGAAGCGGAAACAUCAGCAUCUAGUGAUCAACACCGCGCCCAACAUAAUUCCCAUGCCCCGAAUGCCUUCCGCUCGGAGAUCUAUGUGGCGGGUAGUGAAUAUGCUCUGUGUCAAGCGAUCGCGCAGCUGAUGGGUGCUGUCGUGGGCGUACUCAAUGAAAGUCUGACGGAAAGCAUCAAGGCCUUCUAUCGUCUGCGCAAGGCUUACAUUGCCCUGGAUGCCAUCUUGAAGAUGGAGGAGAAAUUCAUGGAGCUGAGAGAUCCCAGCCGAGUUCUCCUCCCUAGUUCGAGUGAUCUCUCCAAGGCUAGUAGAGCCAGCACAGAUGUCAAGUCGGUAGACUCACCCAGCGAGGUAUCCCACAAAGUUCCGUCUGCCACAGCUCGAUCAGUUCCCAUCGAUGAACAGGAUCUCACCCAGUCGUUAUCCGGCUUGACCGUCAGCCCAGACCCAGAGCUUGCAUCUGGUACUUCCACACCCGGUGGCUCGAACAUCAUCAACCACGACCCCGACUCGGACAUCUUCCAAAAUGAUAUUGACGUAUUCGUACACUCUGGUGCCAACUUCUGCUUUGGUAUCCUUCUCCUUCUCAUUUCCAUGGUCCCACCCGCUUUCAGCAGGUUACUAUCCAUCAUUGGAUUCCAUGGCGACAAGCAACGAGGAUUGCGAAUGCUCUGGCAAGCCAGCAAGUUCCACAACAUCAUCGGUGCCAUGGCGGCCUUGGCAUUGCUUGGAUAUUAUAACGGGUUUGUGCGUUACUGCGAUAUCAUGCCCGACCCGACCCCGGGCGAGGAUGAUGUGGAAGGCUAUCCACAAGAGAGGCUGACUGAAUUGUUGACGGAGAUGCGAUCUCGAUUCCCGAACAGUCGCCUCUGGCUCUUGGAAGAGUCGCGGAUGAAGGGUGCUAACAAGGAUUUGGAGGGCGCUUUGGAACUCCUUAGCUCAAACAGCAAGAGCCCGCUUAAGCAGGUUGCAGCUUUGUGUGUCUUCGAGAAGAGUCUGAACGCGCUGUUCUUGCACAAUUACGAGGUGUGCUCGGCAUCGUUUAUCGAGUGUGUGGACCUCAACUCCUGGUCCCGCUCCUUGUACUACUAUAUCGCAGGUUCCUGCCAAGUUGCGCUAUACCGUCAAUCUAUCGCAGACGACCCCCAAAAGGCAAAGGAGCACGCGCGCCAGGCCGCAGAAUAUAUCCGCAAAGCCCCUCCAUGGGCCGGCAAGAAACGGUUCAUGGCCCGCCAACUCCCAUUCGACGUAUUCGUUACGCGCAAGAUUGCCAAGUGGGAAGCCCGGGCCAAGGAAUGGAACGUCGAGCUGGUGGACGCCAUUGGCGUGGACCCCAUCGAGGAGAUGAUUUUCUUCUGGAACGGACAUAGCCGUAUGACGCGCAGCCAGCUCGAGGAAUCUCUAAGCCGCUUGGCCUGGUGCGAAAGCAGCGAGAACAAAACCUGGCCUCGCGAGGGACUAGAGGAGAAAGCAAUUUUGGAGCUUCUCCGGGCAGCCGUACUGCGGUCUCUGCACAAUCACGAAGAAGCGAAAGAGGUCCUCAAGACCAAGGUGUUGAUUCAUGAGAAAUCCUUGUUCAAGGGUCAUUUGAAGGAUGAUUGGGUCCUUCCCGCUGCGAACUUUGAGAUGGCCGCGAACGUCUGGAUGGAGCGACCAACUUAUCAAUCGCUGCACAAGCUCUCGUCAGAUGUCUCUGAGAAGCCGGAGCAAGAGCGGAAGUUGGUCCAUACUUGUAAAGAGCAUCUGGACCAUGCUGCGCGCUGGGAGAGUUACGAACUGGAUGCUCGUAUUGGGUUGAAGGUGACUGCGGCUCUGGAGGCCGUUCACAAGUGGGAGACCAUGCACCCCACGGCUUGA
Penicillium daleae is the source of this 2106-nucleotide messenger RNA. RefSeq names its product TTC39/IML2 family protein. NCBI's taxonomy places the organism in Eukaryota, Fungi, Ascomycota, Eurotiomycetes, Eurotiales, Aspergillaceae. Gene Ontology annotation, cellular component: nucleus; cytosol; mitochondrial outer membrane. The transcript is spliced from 5 exons. The record is from RefSeq and is a predicted model, not a curated record. Bases 1 to 2106 code for a protein of 701 amino acids.